GCUGAGUCAGGAUCGUUUGAAGAUAGCAAAGCAAAGUGUGUGUGGCUCCUGACUUCACAUCAACUCAGACUGAAGCGAGGACAGCAGGUUCCAUCAGAGUGCUCAGCAUUACCUGGUCCUGGUUCUGCAGAUCUCAUAUUUAGGACACGUUUAUCAUCAAAGAAAGAUAGAAAAAUACAAAGUUUGACACCUUUGACAUGAAGAUGCAGCAGAAAAGCUCUUUGACUGGGAAGAGAGCAGCGGCGGUGAUGUGUGCUCUGUUGCUGCUCAUGGGUCAGCAGCAGGUCUGCGCCCGUCCAAUGGCUUCACAAGCUCAGUCUGGUUCUGAGCAGCGAGCAGAUGUGAACGUUCAACAACCUGUUCCUGCUCUGAGGAGAAGCGCCCGGAUGACGCCGCUGUGGAGGAUCAUGAGCAGCAAACCGUCUGGAGCUUUCUGCCAAAACAACUUUGAGUGUUCAACAGGAUUCUGCAGGGCGGGACACUGUGCCACCAACCAGCGGUCGGAAGCCGUCAAAUACUAGACACCACAGCAGGAGAGGACCAAACGGAUCCUGAUCACAGUCUGUGUUUUAAAUAAGUGUAUUUAUUACUGCUAAUAUGACAUGAGUUCGGUAUUAUGGAAAACCCUGAAGUGCCACAGAAAAGGGCAAAAAACGCUGCAGGAGUGCACAAAUUUGCACAGCCUUGGCUGGUUUGGAACUGACGCUUGUGUUUGUCCUGAUAAGAGGGUUUGCUGUCUGUUGAGGGUUUGCUGUCUGUUCAGUUCACCGAAACUACAAUGACACUUUGGGAAAAAUGUCUCGUUAUCCUCAAAAUGAAGCCGGAAAAAUGUUGUCAAUGUAGAAUUUUUUUUAAAAAUAAGACUUUAUUAUUUAUCUGUAAUAUCAUUGAAGUAAGAAGUUCAGAUGGCAGGAGCAUGACAGGAAACAAAAAAGCUCAAUAUUAACUUAUUUUUAAAAGAAACUUUCUGGUUUUUUUUUGUUUUUUAAAUUACAGCUUAAAUUCAAAAUCAAUUUUGAUUCAAAAUAAAAAAAAUUGAAAAGAAAGUUGAGGAAUUGGUUUUUUUUAACUGGAUGAGAAAUAAUUACAAAGGAGCAGCAGCUGAAAGAGUUUUAUUUUCAAAGAACUAUUACUGAAACUUAAACACAGUGGUACUGAAACCAUAAAUGAAAUAUUGAGAGAUCAAAAUUCCCUCAAAGUGUAUGUGUACGCACAUUUGGAGGGGAAUUUUGAUUGUUUUCCUUCUUCUUUAAUUUUGUUCAUUUGGUAAAGGACCAAUUCACAACCAAAGUUCUUACAAUAUUCAACAGGAAAAGCAAGAAAAACAAAAUAAAGGAAAAAACUAGAAUUCCAUCUUGAUCAGUUUGGGUUUUGAAGGCAAGUAGAAACAGACAAGUACAAAACACUGGAACAUCUGUCAUAAAGGAUCAUUGUGGGAAAACUGGGCAUUUUUCCACAUUUUCUUUACUGUUCUUACAGAUAAACGUUUACAAUGUUCUUGCAGUCACUUCCUGUUGUCUCUUGUCCUCAUAUUGAUGUUCCAGUAGUUUUUUUGUUUGUGUAAAUGUGUUCUUGCUGCUCUGUUUUUGGCAGUUGCUGACGUAUAUUUUCCCUAAACUAGACAUUCUUUUUGAAAUAAUAUUGUGAUAAUUUACUUUAUUGACUAAAUGAAUUGAAUGAGAAAUUGAAAAGUUCUGGGAAAAGGGGUGUUAAUAAAGUUUUUUUUUUUAGUUUGUUUUAGAUUUUACAGCCAAAAUGGUUUUGUCCUCGUCUUCACUGUGAGGCCGUCUUGGAAGUGCAGAGCCUCAUCUCUGAGCAUCUUUGUGGUUCAUGCACUUACAGGCAACUGCUUUUAUUUUGGGAACACUUUUAAUAAAGGACUGAAUGGUUUUGCACUUUUAAACCCAAAAUAUCUUUGUACUGUGAACUGCUCACUGUGUUCCUGACAAAUAAAUAAAAGCUUUGAAAAAGGAA
Molecule: messenger RNA, 1974 nt
Organism: Oryzias latipes (Japanese medaka)
Lineage: Eukaryota; Metazoa; Chordata; Actinopteri; Beloniformes; Adrianichthyidae
Gene: leap2
Product: liver-expressed antimicrobial peptide 2
Biological process (GO): defense response to bacterium; antimicrobial humoral immune response mediated by antimicrobial peptide
Source: RefSeq, a predicted model, not a curated record